GGAAAACCGUGGUGAUUAAUCGUUGGAUCAGCGCAGCGGCGCACGGAGGAGAGAGUCCGAAACUUCCUAAUGCCACGAGAUUCAAGCCGUUUGAAGAGCCGUCAGAACAGGGGCACUUAAGCUUGGUUCAAGAGCUGUUCAAGAGCUGUCAUUUUGUUUUUCGGAGUAUUUUACUGAUAUGGGGUUACGGAAGUGCUGCUGUUCGGUCGGCUGCGUGUAUGUGAUCGGUGUGGUUGGGGCACUGCUGGUGGUGCUGGGAGGUGCUCUAGUCGUUGUGGUGGAUAUAUUUAUUGAAAGCACAGUCAAAUCGGACACCAUUCUAGUGGAAGGAACCAUUGCGUAUGACACAUGGAAGGAGACACCAACGCCAGUCUACAUGCAAUACUACAUGUGGAACCUGACCAAUAGGGAAGAAUUCCUGAACGGAGGGAUACCUGUGUUUAAGGACGUUGGCCCCUACACCUACAGAGAAAUAAGGAGGAAGACAAAUAUAAGUUUCGACGACGAUGAAGGGACAGUCAAGUUCAAGAACUACAAAGCUUACAUCUUCGAUCGGGAGAAAUCAGUCGGGCCUGACACCGACACGUUCACCACGGUCGACCUGCUAGCAUUCACAUUUGGUAAUUUAGGAAGAUACUCUGAUCUGAUUCGGUAUCUGCAGAAGAUGAUGCAUGGAGCAACUGCUUCAAAUAUCAUUGUGGACGUAACCGUUGAUGGUUUUCUAUGGGGCUACCCUCAGCCAUACUUGCAGUUUUUAAAGGACUUCACAGGCCUCCCAUUGCCAACUGACUAUGGUGUUUUCUAUGGCGACAAUGACACAACUUACGAGGAAUGGGUUGUGUACACAGGUCAGAAAGACGUGUCAACAGUCAACCAGAUUAAAAGCUGGAGUAAUGGGUCUUCACUUUCUUACUGGAGUAACGAAUAUGCAAACAUGAUCAACGGUACAGAUGGUCAAGCAUUCCAACCAUUCAUUACCAAGGAUGAUGCCCUUUACAUCUAUGUACCAGAUAUAUGCAGAGCUGGUGUAAUUGAGUACACAGGCCCUAAUGAGCUAGAGGGUAUUCCGACCGGUAAAUUCUCUGCCCCUGCCUUCCAGUAUGCAAGCGCGGAAGAAUAUCCAGACAACAUAGGUUUCUGUACGCCUGAUGAGAGUGGCUGUACACCUACUGGAUUGCUAAAUGCUACAAACUGUAAAGGUGCUCCUAUCUUCUAUUCUUCACCUCAUUUUCUAUAUGGGAGCCAGAAAUUACAGAGCAGUGUGAAGGGUAUGAAUCCUAUACAAGAACAACAUAAAGUGGACUUUGACGUCGAAAUGCUUACAGGAGUUUCAAUGCAAGUUUCAAAUCGACUACAAGUCAACCUUAAAGUGGAGCCACACAGACAGCUUAGGGAAUCCCUCAACAUCCGCACAACGUACUUUCCGUAUUUCUGGCUCAAUGAGAGUUCUGUACUAGACGAACCCACGGCCGACCUCUUCAAGGAUGAUGUGCAGUUUUAUCUCUUAAUAGCCGACUGCAUCAUGACAUUUGUCUUCUCAGUAGGAGCUGGGAUGUUUGUAGGCUCCCUCAUUAUUGCCAUCAUGAGAACGUGCAGAGCCAAAAAGGCUACGUAAAUAUAUAGGAAUUGAGGCGCUUUUUCAAGAUAGGAAGCAAGAACCAACAGCAGUUCACAAAGACCGGAAUG
Asterias rubens (European starfish) is the source of this 1686-nucleotide messenger RNA. RefSeq names its product lysosome membrane protein 2-like. NCBI's taxonomy places the organism in Eukaryota, Metazoa, Echinodermata, Asteroidea, Forcipulatida, Asteriidae. The record is from RefSeq and is a predicted model, not a curated record. Gene Ontology annotation, cellular component: membrane; cytoplasm. Bases 179 to 1615 code for a protein of 478 amino acids. The transcript is spliced from 13 exons. Gene Ontology annotation, molecular function: scavenger receptor activity.